CGUUGUACGUACGCCGCGAGAAGUGUUUUCAUGGCGACGGACGGGGAGUGCUCGGCGCGUCGUCCGGCGUCGUCGUCUCGGAAGGCGGGGCCGGCGGUCCGAAGCCACAGCGAGGCGGAGCGGAAGCGGCGGCAGCGCAUCAACGGCCACCUCGCCACGCUACGCACCUUCGUCCCCUCCGCAUCCCGGAUGGACAAGGCGGCGCUGCUGGGGGAGGUGGUGCGGCACGUGCGGGAGCUGCGUGGCAAGGCGAGCGACGCCACGGCCGGGGCCGACGUCGUCUUCCCCGGGGAAGCCGACGAGGUCGGCGUCGAGGAAGAAGAAGAAGAAGACGACCACGGCCAGCACCACCAACAGCGGCGGCGUCGUGGUGGGCGCGUCGUCCGGGCGUGGGUGUGCUGCGCCGACCGCCCGGGCCUCAUGUCCGACCUGGGCCGGGCCGUGCGCUCCGCUAGCGCCAGCGCGCGGCCAGUGCGCGCCGAGAUCGCCACCGUCGGCGGGCGGACGCGCGGCGUCCUGGAGCUGGACUGCGACGCCGACGGCAUCGGCAAUGCCAGCGACAGGGCCGUGGCGCUCUCGGCCCUGCGCGCCGCGCUGCGCACCGUGCUGCUCAACCGGGACGAGCUCCUCCUCGCCGCCGCCGCCGCCAGGGAAGACGAAGGGCACAAGCGGCCGCGGCGCCUCUCGCCGCCGCAGACGCCGCCGUCCUGGAGCAGUGCAGACCUGCAGUCCAGCGAUCUACUCUAGCUACUAGCACUCUACCUAGUCGAUCCAUACAGUAGCAUGCAAAUGCGAUUAAUGAUGCGGCAAAGCGAAGGGAGCGAUGCCGCGUCGAUACGUACGCUCUACGGUCUACAGUCUACAGUGCACAUGCUCGGCCUGUUUCGUGUUAAGCUAAAGCUCUGUACGUUUCGCCUGCCAUGGUCGGCGCCUGUACUUGCAGGUUGCACCUAAGCUAGUAGUAGAUGGCUUUGUAGGAUUGUCAGGUAUAUGCACUGUGGCGGUAGUUGAAGUUUGCAGCUUGGGCUCGUGCGGUGCCCCUAUGUCUGUGUUGUGUCCAUCGGUACUUCGGAAUAGGCCGAGCAUGAAUGGAUCGACAUCGAUGGUCAUGGUAGCACUAUUUGCAGACAACCGCCGCUGUUUCGUCUUCAUACUCGAGGAACUGCCGCUUCUGUCUCUAUGACCCAUAUCACGUCAUCACAGAGACCCACUGUUACUUUGGUCGUUCAAAAUGAUCACGAUGCUAUAACAAUUGAA
Molecule: messenger RNA, 1257 nt
Organism: Brachypodium distachyon (stiff brome)
Lineage: Eukaryota; Viridiplantae; Streptophyta; Magnoliopsida; Poales; Poaceae
Product: transcription factor AIG1
Exons: 2
Coding region: 31-747 (238 amino acids)
Biological process (GO): regulation of DNA-templated transcription
Molecular function (GO): DNA-binding transcription factor activity; protein dimerization activity
Source: RefSeq, a predicted model, not a curated record